AUGCUGAUUCGGCGCUUCCUCCCAAUUCUCCUUUGGCUUGGCCUUCCCCUAAUCUCUGCUUACGACCGAAUCCCCGCUAACGACACUGCUCCUUGCCCCGACCCGUCCGAUAUCGUUUACUCCCCGUUUGCCCCAUGGUUUGCCUUCUACUCAGGUGGCCCCCGUUCAUCGUUCUGCUGGAAAGCUGCUAUCUGCACACUUGAACCCGCCGAUGAGGCUCGAAAACAGCAGUUCGGUGCCACAGCAUUGGUUAUGGGUCUACUUCCCCUUACGUUGCGCGACCUUGCUUGGCCGGAGCGGAGACUCGUAUUGGUUUCGGCGCCGUUGCCGCACGCCGCCGCGGUCAUCGUGAGAGCACUGGGCCUGGAACCAAUGGUCAAAGGAGAACUGACGACUUGGGGAGAAGAGGAUGUGCAACGAUGGAUGACGUGGGUGCGUGGCAGCUGGGUCGCUGGACUUGGUCUCCGGUCCAAAUCCGCGAUGAGGAUCCUACUUGCAACAAGUUUCGCAAUGGUGGUAGUGACUUAUGGGGCGCUUGCAUUGGUGGAGUUGUAUUCAAAGGGUAGCGCGCUGGGCUGUACGUAUCCAAUUUUCGCACUGACCUGGUGCAUUGUUGGGGUUCUUCCAGCGACCGUGCAUACCGUAUUCGAAGGUUGGCGACGACGCAAGGAUAUCAAGGGGCAAAUCCAAACCGGGAGGCCUUCUGCGGUUCAGGGCGUCGAUGAGGCAUGGCCCGUCCAGCUCUCAUGGGCGAUUUUCUACAUUGCCGGGACGCUAGUAUACACCUCGAUCAUGGCAGUGACAGUUGUGGAGCUUUUUGUGUGGGUUGUUAUUCAGCUUUCGGUGACCGCGGCGAGCAAGCUCCUCGCUCUCUAUGUCUGCUUGUCACUGCGAGACCCUACAGCAAAUGACGCGAUAUUCGAUCCUUCAGCGGUUCCUGAGAAUGGCAGCCCACUGAAAGCUGUCAAAUAG
Uncinocarpus reesii 1704 is the source of this 972-nucleotide messenger RNA. RefSeq lists its product as uncharacterized. Bases 1 to 972 code for a protein of 323 amino acids. Lineage: Eukaryota; Fungi; Ascomycota; Eurotiomycetes; Onygenales; Onygenaceae. The record is from RefSeq and is a predicted model, not a curated record. The transcript has a single exon.